AUGGGGUCCGGCUUUGGCGUUGAGGGCCCGUGGUCAGUUGUGGAGGCGCUGGGUGUACUGGCGGCGAUCAUUACAAUCCACGAGUGCGGCCACUUCCUGGCGGCGCGGCUGCAGGGCAUCCACGUCACCGAAUUUUCGAUUGGGUUCGGGCCGGCUCUCUUCAAGCGCAAGUUUGAGGGCGGGUCCGUCGAGUACUGCCUGCGCGCGGUGCCCCUGGGCGGCUACGUGGCCUUCCCCGAUGACAACCCAGAGAGCGGCUUCAAGGCGGACGAUCCUGACCUGCUGAACAACCGCCCCCUUGGGCAGCGCGCGGUCGUCAUCAGCGCGGGCGUCAUCGCAAACAUCAUAUUCGCGUUCGCCGUGCUCUUCGCCCAGAUCAGCACAGUGGGCAAGGCCGAGAGCGCGUACCUGCCAGGGGUGCGCGUGCCGGACGUGACGCCGGGCGGCGUGGCGGAGCGCGCGGGGGUGCGCGCAGGGGACGUGCUGCUGCGGGUGGGCGACUACACUGUCCAGGCGGCGCCCGACCAGGUGGCCGCGGUGGUGACCGCCAUCAAGUCGCACCCCAACGAGCAGCUCGAACUGCUGGUGCAGCGCAGCGACCGCUCCCAGGUGUCCCUGCCCGUCGUGCCCAUCCCUGCGCGCGACGGCAAGGGCGCCAUUGGGAUCAGCCUCUACACCAACAGCUACAUUAAGCACACCAAGCCUGACAGCCUGCAGGGCAUCCUGGCCGUCACUACCUCCGAGUUCACGCGCAUCUCAGGCGUUGUGCUGGGCGGCCUCAAGUCAAUCUUCACAAACUUUGCCGGCGUCGCGGACCAGCUCAGCGGCCCUGUGGCCAUCGUGGCGAAGGGGUCCGAGAUCGCGCGCACAGACUCUGCAGGCCUAUUCCAGUUCUGCGCCAUCGUGAACAUCAACCUGGCCGCGGUCAACCUGCUCCCCCUGCCUGCCCUCGACGGCGGCUACCUCCUGCUGCUCGCGGUCGAGGCGGCCCGCGGCGGCAAGCGGCUGCCGCAGUCGCUGGAGCAGGGGGUCAUGGCCAGCGGCCUGCUGCUCAUGAUGUUCUUGGGGGUGGGGCUCGUCAUCCGCGACACGAUGAACCUGCUGUGA
Messenger RNA from Monoraphidium neglectum, 1107 nucleotides. RefSeq names its product Putative zinc metalloprotease. Gene Ontology annotation, cellular component: membrane. Lineage: Eukaryota; Viridiplantae; Chlorophyta; Chlorophyceae; Sphaeropleales; Selenastraceae. The record is from RefSeq and is a predicted model, not a curated record. Gene Ontology annotation, biological process: proteolysis. Bases 1 to 1107 code for a protein of 368 amino acids. The transcript has 7 exons. Gene Ontology annotation, molecular function: metalloendopeptidase activity; protein binding.